UCCAAAAAAAAAAAAUGCCUCCCUUGAUUGUUCUGACAGUGUUGUUGUCUCUUCUGGUUACUUGUGCUUCUGCUGCUUCUCUGAUCAGUGAUGCUCUGGUCUUAGCUUCACUAAAGAAAGGUUUUGAGUUCCCCAAUCCAACAUUAAGCAAUUGGGAUAUCUCAAAUUCGAGUUCAGUAUGCCAGUGGGCUGGAAUUCGAUGUGCUGAGGGCCGGGUUGUUGCUGUCGAUUUAACAGACUUGAAUAUCUGUGGCUAUGUUUCGCCAUUAUUUUCCAGUCUCGAUCGGCUGGUUAACCUCUCUCUUGCUGGAAACAACUUCACAGGCAACAUUGAGAUUGUGAAUUUAACGAGUCUCCGGUGGCUGAACAUCUCGAACAAUCAGUUCAGUGGUGGGUUAGACUGGGACUAUUCUAACCUGGCAAACUUGGAGGUGUUUGAUGCAUAUAACAACAACUUCACUGCUCCACUCCCACUUGGGAUUCUGAGUUUGGAGAAAAUUAAGUAUCUAGACCUUGGUGGUAACUUCUUCUUUGGGGAAAUCCCGCCGGGCUAUGGAAAUUUGGUAGAAUUGGAGUACUUGUCACUUGAAGGAAACGAUCUCCAUUGCAGGAUUCCAGGUGAGUUGGGCAAUCUUACAAACUUGAAACAGCUUUAUUUGGGCUAUUACAAUGUUUUUGAAGGAGGGAUUCCUGUGGAACUUGGCAAUUUGAUCAACUUAGUCCAUUUAGAUCUCUCAAGUUGUGAAUUGGAUGGGAAAAUUCCUCAUCAGUUGGGGAAUCUAAAGUCACUCGACACACUAUUUCUGCAUAUCAAUCUCUUGUCCGGUUCGAUUCCGAAACAAUUAGGGAACCUAACAAGUUUAGUAAAUCUUGAUCUUUCAAACAAUGGCCUUAAAGGAGAAAUCCCAUUUGAGUUUGUGAAUCUCAAAGAGCUUAGGCUUUUAAACCUGUUCAUGAACAGGUUACAUGGGUCUAUCCCAGAUUUUGUUGCUGACUUGCCAAAUUUGGAUACUCUUGCUCUAUGGAUGAACAUUUUCACAGGAGUGAUCCCUGUGAAACUUGGCCAAAAUAGUAAACUUCGAGUGCUUGAUCUGUCCUCGAAUAAGCUCACCGGCAUGAUCCCUCAAGGUCUGUGUUCUUCUAAUCAGCUCAAGAUAUUGAUUCUGCUUAAGAAUUUUCUCUUUGGGCCAAUCCCAGAGGAUUUAGGGAAAUGCUGGAGCCUUGUGAGAGUAAGAUUGGGGCAGAAUUACUUGAAUGGUAGCAUUCCUGACGGCUUCAUUUACUUGCCAGAGCUCAACUUAGUAGAGCUCCACAACAACUAUCUGUCUGGAAGUCUACUGGAGAAUAGAAACAGCAGCUCAAAGCCAGUGAAAUUAGGUGAGUUGAACCUAUCAAACAAUCUUCUUUCAGGGUCUUUACCGUCUUCAAUAUCGAAUUUUUCUUGCCUGCAAAUCCUUCUCCUUAAUGGAAACCAAUUCUCUAGCCCAAUUCCACCUUCAAUUGGGGAACUCCAUCAGAUACUUAAGCUUGAUCUCAGCCGAAACUCGUUUUCCGAUAAAAUCCCACCGGAGAUCGGAUAUUGUUCCCAACUCACCUACAUUGACCUGAGCCAAAACAACCUCUCUGGCAUCAUCCCACCAGAGAUUUCCAAUAUCAGAAUUCUGAAUUACUUGAAUUUGUCAAGAAACCACCUCAAUCAGACAAUACCCAAGUCAAUUGGGACAAUGAAGAGCCUAACUGCUGUCGACUUCUCCUUCAAUGAUCUCUCUGGUGAGUUACCAGAAUCCGGCCAAUUCGAAUUCUUCAAUUUCUCAUCUUUUGCAGGUAAUCCCCAACUCUGUGGCCCUGUCCUUAACAAUCCCUGCAAUUUCACCACAUUUAAGAUCAGACCCAGAAAAGCUCCAGGGGAUUUUAAGCUAAUUUUCGCUCUUGGGGUAUUGAUCUGCUCCCUUGUCUUUGCUACUGCUGCAAUUAUAAAGGCCAUAUCAGUCAAGAGUCGCAGUUCGUAUACAUGGAAGAUGACUGCAUUCCAGAAGGUUGGAUUCACUGUCACCGACGUGGUGGCAUGUAUUAAGGACUAUAAUUUGAUCGGAAGAGGAGGAGCUGGGAUUGUUUACGUCGGAAAAAUGCCCAACGGGGAAGAAAUCGCGGUAAAGAAGCUGCUUGGAUUCGGUAAUAACAACCAUGAUCAUGGAUUUAGAGCUGAGAUCCUCACAUUAGGCAAUAUUCGACAUAGGAAUAUUGUAAGAUUGUUGGCUUUCUGUUCAAAUUCAGAGACAAACUUGUUGGUUUAUGAGUAUAUGAGAAAUGGAAGCUUGGGAGAAGCUUUACAUGGGAAGAAAGGUGGAUUGUUGGGGUGGAGUUUGAGAUAUAAGAUAGCCAUUGAAGCUGCAAAGGGACUUUGUUAUCUACAUCAUGAUUGCUCUCCAUUAAUCGUUCACAGAGAUGUUAAGUCCAACAACAUUCUCUUGAAUUCAAGCUUUGAAGCACAUGUUGCAGAUUUUGGGCUUGCCAAGUUCUUGGUGGAUGGUGGUGCUUCGGAGUGCAUGUCAGCAAUUGCAGGUUCCUAUGGCUACAUUGCACCUGAGUAUGCCUACACCCUCAAGGUGGACGAGAAAAGUGAUGUGUACAGUUUUGGAGUAGUCCUCCUGGAACUCAUUACUAGUCGCCGGCCGGUUGGUGAGUUCGGAGACGGUGUGGAUAUUGUCCAAUGGGUGAAACAAUCAACAAAAUGCAACAAAGAAAAAGUUAUCCAAAUUGUCGAUCAAAGAUUAACCAAUGUUCCACAAGAUGAAGCAAUGCACCUCUUCUUCAUAGCCAUGUUAUGCAUCCAAGAGAACAGUGUUGAAAGGCCAACAAUGAGAGAAGUGGUUCAAAUGUUAUCAGAGUUCCCACGCCAUAACCAAAACCAAAACCAGCCUUCAUCUUCCAUCCCCCAGUUGCAACCUAAGGAACAUGAAAAGGAGAGAGAUUCCUCUCAAGUUCCACCAGAACUCUUGAUAUAGGGAACUCUGAUAGAAAGGUCUCAAAGAUUAAUUUUGAUCAGUUAUGUUGUUGCCCUUUAAAGUGGCUUGAUUUUUGUUAUAGCCUUGCAAUGUGCAAAGUCAUCUUUUUUU
Messenger RNA from Telopea speciosissima, 3116 nucleotides. RefSeq names its product leucine-rich repeat receptor-like serine/threonine-protein kinase BAM1. The transcript is spliced from 2 exons. Bases 15 to 3005 code for a protein of 996 amino acids. Gene Ontology annotation, molecular function: protein kinase activity; ATP binding; receptor serine/threonine kinase binding. The record is from RefSeq and is a predicted model, not a curated record. Gene Ontology annotation, biological process: protein phosphorylation. Lineage: Eukaryota; Viridiplantae; Streptophyta; Magnoliopsida; Proteales; Proteaceae.